UUUUAAUAAUGCUAUGUUGACUUAGUACAGACAGGCUUCAAGCACACUUCAUUCACCUCUUACAACAGAAGUCUAGCUUAUUUUCAAAGAGUCAUCUUUUCUGUUUUAUUUUAACAUCACACAAAAAUAUGUUGAUGUUUUAUUAAAACAUCAGCUAAAAAAAUUGCAAGGCCUGUGCAGAGAUAGGAGAAAGGGUAAUAUAAUUAUCAGAUUAUAAAACACCAUUGCUAGCAUCAUAGUACGCAUAAAUCCUAGCAAUGCUAAAAAGAAUGAAAAGAAUGUCUGCCUGAUUACAUACUCUUCAAUAACUUUCUAACACUUCAUACAACAACUACACAGCAACCAUUUAUGUUACUUGUUCAAAAAUCACACAUUAGAAAGUUGAAACUUCCAUUUUCAAGGAUUUUUUUCCACUAGUAUCAAUCAGUAUAUGACUUACCUACAGCAACUUAUAUUAAGUCAAAUAGUGUGCAAUCUUCUACUUUCUGUAUGCCUGUGACAUUACAAACCAUGAAGAUGCAACUAAGCAACGCUGACGCUGCUACCAAAGGUUGUCACCAAGGCUGGAGGAGCCUUGAAGCCACUGUGAAUGCUACCAGCAUAAUGAAAACAUUAUUACAUAAAAGAGCUUUUUUUGACUAGGGUAUUUUAAUUCCUUUCUCUGUGUACCAGCACGCUGAACGUGUAGAAAAUUAUGCUGAUACAUGAAGGAAUAAUGCCAUAAGUAAAGCCACUAGGUGGCAUAAGCAUUUCACAGCUAAGCUGUUUCCAAUUACUCAAUACAUUUCUAAACUGGAACAGAGAUGCAGUAAUUCUACCUUUACUGCUCACAGACAAGGAAUAAGUGGUUUUAUGUGUGAUAAUCAAUCAGCUGCAGUGACAAGGAAAUAGUGGAAUUUGAGAUGAUGAAAGGUGUGAGGAAGAUGAGUAGCAGAGAACAGACCCUGGACUUUAGGAAGGAGAUUUUGGCAACGAGGAGGUGGGGUCUCAUUGGAGGCAGAUCUGAAAGGCAAACGUACUCAGAAAAGCUGGCAGCAGAGCUGUGAAGACAACCUCUUCAAAUCGUAAUGGAAGCACUUUCUCACACUGGAAAACAAGAAAAUCUAUCAAGAGAUUGGCUUGGCUAAAUAGGGACCUUAUAGCUGUACUCCAGUGUAAAAGGACAGUACUACAGGUAAAACCGAAGACAGGCUGCAAAGAAGGAACCUAGAAACGUUGCUCAGGCAUGUAGGCAUUGCCACGGGAGAAAAGCUCACCUAGAAUUGAAGGUAUCUGGGGCCAUCAAGGACAACAGCUUCUAACGCUGUGAAAGGAAACUGAGAAAGGUUCCAAGGACUGGAGAGCAGCAAGUGUUCCACCAACCCUCAAAGAUAUACCAAGAGGGCAAUCUAGGAGUAACAGAGCAGUGGGGUCUGAAGUAAAGAUAACGAUUUGUACUCCGUCUGAAGACUACCCACGAGCAGCAUACCCCUGACACCAGUACUCACACCAACAGCGGAAGGAACUUCGCCCACUCCCGCCCCGCCCCCGCGCGACGGAAGGCCAUUGCCUGCGGAAGGGGCGGGCCGGGCCGGCCGCAGUCGUGCCCGGAAAGAGGCGGUGCGCAGGCGCGGCGGCUGCACGUGUGCUGGUGGAGCCAUGGCGAAGGGGCAGCGGAAGCUGGAGCGUGGGCAGGUGAGGAAGGCGGUGAAGGCUCUCCUGGCUUUCGCGAGAAGCAAGGCUAAGGGAGACACGCUGCUCCUUAACGAGAACGAGAGUGUGCAUCUCCUGGUGACGGUCUGGAAGAUCCCACGCGUGGCGCAAGUAAUCAAAAUACCGCUGCCCCAUGGCAUUCGAGCAGAAACGGCUGAGGUGUGCCUGUUCACAAAGGACGAACCAGAUCUGUCAGCAGAACAGACAGAAAGUCUUUACAGGAAACUUCUAACCCAGAAUGGAAUCACGAGUGUUAGCCAGGUCAUCUCCUACAAAACUCUCAAAAAAGAGUAUAAACCUUUUGAAGCAAAGCGUCGCCUCCUGAACAGAUUUGAUCUCUUUCUGUCUGAUGACCGAAUCAGAAGGCUCUUGCCCUCGCAUCUAGGAAAACACUUCUAUGAAAAGAAAAAGGCACCUUUAUCUGUGAACUUGAAAGCAAAAAAUCUUGCUAAGGAGCUCCAAAAGCAUAUUCAGGGUACUGUACUACCGGUUACCAACAAAGGGUGCUGUUAUACAGCACGUAUAGGCCACACUGGAAUGAAAGUUGAUGAGAUACUGGACAAUGUCUUUGCAGCAGCUGAGGUGAUUGCUAAGAAGUUACCAAAGAAUUGGAAAAACGUGAAAGUUCUUCACCUGAAGACACUUAAAUCAGUAUCACUUCCAAUUUUUACUGCACGAAUCUCCAACUUAGAUGAGCUUGAUAAAGAGCCAAAUAUCAAUAAAAAGCAAGGAGAGAAGGAAAAGAAAAAGAAACCAAAGAAGGCAGCUAAAAAGGUGAAUUCAAGACAAAGUACAGUGACAACUAAAAAUAAGGCUGCUGCUGCUACCCAAGAGCUUGUGAUAAAGGAAAAAGUAGUCCAAGAACCAGAGGAACAUGCUGAUGAUGAAGAAAUUCCACAACUGGUGCCUAUGCAAAUAACCAGCCUAACUGAGCUAAAGAAAGAGGAACCAAGUCAAAGUCCAGAAAGAAGUGUCAAUCUGGUCAAUAAAACAAAAGCAACACUUGGUAAGAGAAAGAAACAAUUUCUUGCUCCAGAAACUUCAAAACAGAAAGUUAUAGAAGAGCAGGCAGACUUGCAGAUGUCACCAAAACAAAAAAAACCCAUGCAGCUCAGCGUGGCAAAGGAAGAAAUAAAAGAGUUGGAAAAGACUCCUAAAAAGCCUGAAGCAAAGUCUUUUGCUACACACAAAGCUGGCAAACUAGCACAGUCAUCCAAGAAAUCUUCCAAAACACCCAAGCAAACAGCCAAGAAAGUGUGUAGGCCUCAGUCAUCAUGAAUGUUGUCUAUCUACCGUAACAUUUUAUGUAGUUAUUCUAUGCUGUCUUUUCAUGAAUAUAAAAUAAUGCCUUUUUAAGUAAAACUGACCCUAGGAGCUUUUUCUCACUGGCUUUAUGAUUAAUUUGUGUUUCCUUCUAAUGGAAGAACAAAUAAACACAUUAUUUUAAUUAGCUGCAUUUGUUACCUUAUAUCUUUUCCAUCUUUAAAAAAAAAAAAAGAUGCAGCUGUAUCUUUCAAUUUAAAUCUUUUGGUUUCUAGAGCUUGUUGUGUUUGAGCAACGUUAUUUUUGAAGGAUGUCUAGCUGUAUGCGUAAGUUCAGCUGCAGAACAGCAUGAAGUUAUAUUUUUGUUGUUACUGCACAGCCACAGUUUACAUGAGCUUUUUCCUCCCACCUGACUUCCACGUUCUGUGUAUGUUUUAGAGUUAAUGCACAGGGAUUUCCUUGUUCAUUAAACUCUGCAUUCAUGUAGCAAUGUCAGUGCUUGUGAUUUUCAUUACUACAGUCUUACCUUUAAACUAUAAACAUGAAUUUCUUAAAUUACUAUGUCUUUAAACCUUCUGGCUUGUCUCUCUUUACUAUUUCCUACCAAUUUUUCAAUCUUUCUCAGUAAUUCCUAUAUACUGUUAAAGCGUUCUGUUCCACUUCGGUUUCCUCUAUGCUGUUCUUCACAUUUAAGACGACAAAACUACUGCUUUUCCCUAAGCCUCAUAUAACAAGGAUGUACUUGACUCGAAAGAUAAUCAGUUUUGUCUCCACUGUAUUUCUUUGCAUUGCUUAGAUUCACUUUUCAAAGCUUAAAAUUACUGAGGUUGUUUCUAAUAUAUUUGCACAUCAAGGGGAAUAGAGCUCUGGUCAAUUUUAAGUUUCUAGACACCACAGUAGUGAAGUAAUAGUAAACUGAUUUGUUUCAAUGUUUUCCACUUAAAAUAUGUUUUGAGCGUUAUCUAUAUGUCUAUAAAAUAUAUUGCAAGGGCAUUUGCAUUUAAUGUUUCUGUAACUACAUCAAUAUAUGGUAGACUUCAGUUCUUAGUCUUUUCAUUUCACCUUGUAGCUACUUGCUAGCUGUUAAAUGGAGUAGUAACUUAGCUUGUAUGAUGUUAGACUGAAAUUGAACCCCUGUUUAGGGAAAUACCAUGCAUUCUGGAUCAGACCACUAUCUGUUGGUUGGGACACAACACAGUGUUCUUUACCAUAUGUAUCAUUGUAUUUCCUUCCUUAAUCAACUGUUCUGUUAAGGAAACUUUUUUUCCAGGGAGAAUGACAAAAAUAACAAAUAUUUAUUCAUUGAAAGUUCUAGACUUCAGCAAUCAAUUGCACUAUUAAAAAUAUAUUAAAUUCUAAAGGCAGAGAGAGUACACUGUUUGUUCUUUGUAGUACAAAUUAUUGUAUACAUUUUUCACUUUCUAAAAAGAAAUUAAAGGUGGUGUAGUGGUAGCAAUGUA
This is a messenger RNA of Phasianus colchicus (ring-necked pheasant), 4415 nucleotides long. It is a transcript of the gene RSL1D1, whose product is annotated as ribosomal L1 domain containing 1. NCBI's taxonomy places the organism in Eukaryota, Metazoa, Chordata, Aves, Galliformes, Phasianidae. The record is from RefSeq and is a predicted model, not a curated record.